This is a messenger RNA of Anoplopoma fimbria (sablefish), 4550 nucleotides long. RefSeq names its product transcription initiation factor TFIID subunit 4-like. Gene Ontology annotation, biological process: transcription initiation at RNA polymerase II promoter; DNA-templated transcription. The coding region runs from base 838 to 3363 and encodes 841 amino acids. The record is from RefSeq and is a predicted model, not a curated record. Lineage: Eukaryota; Metazoa; Chordata; Actinopteri; Perciformes; Anoplopomatidae. Gene Ontology annotation, molecular function: DNA binding; RNA polymerase II general transcription initiation factor activity; protein heterodimerization activity. The transcript is spliced from 15 exons. Gene Ontology annotation, cellular component: transcription factor TFIID complex.
CAAACGACUCUUUACAACAUCUACUUCACUUGUUGGCCAAAACACUGCAGCCAUCUUGCACCGCGCAUCAAGAGUGAGUAAACUCCGAAAUUAGGGUCGUUGGCUUGUUGUAAACCACGUUAUUAUUCCACCAAUAGUUACGCGGUACAAUUCUGAAACGAAAUCGCCAUUGUGUUUGCGUAAACACAUCGGCGACAGUGUAAUAUUUGAUGAAGACAGUUCGUCUCCGAUACGAUGUUGUUCCGUCUCAUGCAUCCCCUGGAAUGACAGCUGAAGCCAUUGGUACCGCCUUUUAGAAUGUCCAACAGCCAAUCAGCGCUCGCAGAAAUCCCUGCUCGAAGCCGUUUAGUCGUUCUGCGCAUGCGCACGUCAUUCGGUAAGUCCCUUACUUCUCACAAGCUCGCAGGAGUGUGAAGAUGGCGGUCGUGUCCGGUCCGCUGGAUGAGCCUUUUUUACACACAGAGGUGAAUAAAGCGGUAGUUUGUCACCCGGUGAAGUCUGUAGAGUCACAUCUGCCGUUCUUGUGUCACAACAACCACUGGUGUAGGCAGGAGGCAGCCGGUAAUUACACGGCUAUAGUUCCCGGACAAGGGGGUAACGCGAGCUAAUGUCCAGCUGGGACUUGGUCAAGACGACUGCCGAAGCAGGUACGCUGUAACUACUAAUGUUGUUUUCCUCUUUGUCUCCUCCGAGUAUACACGAAAAGCAAGCGCCGGAGCUGACUGAGAAAAACAGUGUCAGAGUCUUGCCCCAUCACGUUCAGGAGUGUUUGCUCUCCUUCUGAACAAGUUGCAGUGCAGGGGGUCUCGUCAUAACCAGGUCCCCCAUGCUCCAACCAUGGAUGCGUCCACGGACUCCACCACGGGACACGACCCUGACAAAACACUUGUUGUUAGCGGCGCUGUAACUCCUCUGCCUAAUCACCAGGGGAAAGUAGGCUCGUACUCAGCGCAGACUUUUAAUGGGAGCCAAAUGAUGAACUCUCACAAUUCAGGAAGUGCUGGCUCUGUCGUGGGGGCGACAGUGACAAGUGGCCCUGGUAACAGCGGCAGUACUGUGAUCUCUGUCAACAGUGGACCAGUGGUGUCGAAAGGGCUGGCCGGUGCCAUCGUGCACCCCUCGUCCAACAGUGUCAUUCAGACGCAGAGUGUCGUCUCCUCGGCUCAGCCGGUGAGCCAGGCAGCAGCACCCACCGUGACACUCGCCAGGCCGCCUGUGCAAACCGCGGGGUCGGGUGCAACUUUGAAUGGGAACAAUAUUGUGAGCCAUGCCGUGGCUGCCAAUACAACAGGUCACACGGGUUUCGGCAUGCAGACCCAGCUUGUAAACAAUAGCCAGCCGUCAAACUCUGGGUCGCACAUAAUCAAGGCAGAGCCACCCACAACAAUAAUACAGUCAGCCCCGCUGCCGGCUGUCACUCCUGGUGCCGUCGGCGGCCCCCGGGUUCAGUCGACGACGGUAGCAAGCGGUCCCGGCGGGAUCAGAGCCCCGACGCCUCAGAUGUUGGCCCCAAGGCUACUACCCCAGACCUCCCCGGGACAGCCCAGUAUAGGCCUGCAUAACAUCCAGCUCCCCCCGGGGAUGGUGCUUGUGCGCAGCGAGAGCGGACAGCUGCUGAUGAUUCCUCAGCAGGCUCUGGCCCAGAUGCAGGCCCAGGCACAGGGGAACAUGGCACCUCGGACCACAACACCAACUAGCGUACCUCCUGGCCAGGCUCCUGGAAACACCAUCAUCAGCAGACAAGUAGCCCCCAGCACAAUCCGUCAAGGCGGUCCUGCCCCAACGUCACUCGCUGCGACCACCACUCUUCACAGACCUCCCAUCCUUCAGAGCUCAGUUGGGGCUGCAGUACUAGGAAUUACCCCCAGGACCGUCGGCCAAACAGCUGGGACCACAGUUGCCUCAGUAACAAUGAGCAAAGAGACAAUGGAGAAUGUGAAGAAAUGUAAGAACUUCCUGUCUACCUUGAUCAAGUUGGCCUCCACUGGGAAGCAAUCUUCAGAGACUGCAGCCAGUGUGAGAGAGCUGGUCAAGGACCUGCUGGAGGGCAGACUGGAAGCUGAGGAAUUCACCAGCAGAUUGUACAAAGAGCUCAACUCUUCUCCCCAACCUUACCUUGUGCCUUUCCUCAAGAGAAGCCUCCCAGCCCUGAGGCAGCUCACCCCGGACUCAGCAGCCUUCAUCCAGCAGAGUCAGCUUCCCCAGCCAGCCUCAGGUCGAGUCCCCUCCACCUCACCCAUCCCCACCACUGUGGUCCUGGGCAGCCCAGCGCCCCGCCUCACUGCACCAGUCAGCGGGCCUCAGCUCCAGCCUGGCAUAAGCAAACCAGGACUGAGCCCCUCACUGGUUAUACAGCCCCAACAACAGAGAGCAAUGUUGAAACCUCAGGUAACCUUACCCACAACCCCCAUGGUGACUCUCAGGAAUCAGGCCCCUGGCCGCAUCAUGCUGGGACAGCAACAGGUCCAGCUGAAAGGGCUGCAGCCAGUUCCUGUGAGGCCGGAGGUGACACCUUUUUCUAAACAAGUCUCUGCUGCGUCCUUGAGCAUGGCUCAAAAGAACAAGCUGAGAGAGGCGGGUGGCACUUUCAAAGAUGAGGACGACAUCAACGAUGUGGCCUCCAUGGCUGGAGUGAACCUAUCUGAGGAAAGCGCCAAUAUCCUCGCAACCAAUUCUAGACUAGUGGGAGCGGUGACACAUUCCUGUAAGGAUGAGGCUUUCCUCUCCUGUGGCAUUUUACAGAGGAAAAUGCAGGAGAUAGGUAGGAGGUAUGGUGUGACAGACCUGGGUGCGGAGGUAGUGAACUUUGUCUCCCACGCUACUCAGCAGCGGCUCCAGAACGUGUUGGGAAAAGUUUCCCAAGUGGCUCAGCAGAAAAAUUACAACUUUAAGGAGGAUGACAAUUACGAGCAGAGCAGUGAUGUUCGUGUUCAGCUCAAGUUCUUUGAGCAGUUGGACCAGCUAGAAAAACAACGGAAGGAGGAACAGGAGAGAGAGAUCCUACUAAAGGCAGCUAAGUCUCGAGCUCGGCAGGAGGACCCAGAGCAGCUGCGUCUGAAACAGAAGGCAAAAGAGAUGCAGCAGCAGGAGCUGGCUCAGAUGAGACAGAAGGAGGCCAACCUAACAGCUUUGGCAGCCAUCGGUCCCAGGAAGAAGAGGAAGAUUCUGGACUCUCCAUCCUCCUCCGCUGCAGCCGAGGGAUCAGGAUCGGGUCCCUCUCUGUCCGGUGGGGCUGGUUCGUCGGGCUCCAGACCCACACGGCAGCGCAUCACGCGUGUCAAUCUCAGGGACCUGCUCUUCUGUUUGGAGAACGAGAGAUCCACCAGUCACUCCCAUUUCCUCUACAAGGGCUUUCUCAAAUAGGCUUGAUGUCAGAGGGGAGGGGAGAGGAGGGGAAAUGUGUGUGGAGAGACCAACCGCUCCCACCACAGAGACACGAAAGAGACUUUUCUAAAUGAAGAGGAGGAGAGCAGCGUCUCGGCACAUUUCAAGGCUUUUCAGAUAAACCUGAUAACCUGAAGUACAGCAGUAACCAUAUUGGAUGGCCUCGCUACCUCUCUCCUCGAAAAAUGCCUCUUGAGCUUCAGAGCACUCAUGGACUAAUGCUACUUUCACCCUGUACAACUUUACAAAAAGUGCAGAAAUGGAUUAUGUGUGUUAUGAGGAAGGGUUUAUGUUUGAACAAAUGACCUAUUGUACAAUUAUGCACUGUCACACAGUACAGUUUAUUUUCAGAUUAUUUGUUUGUUAGAUUUAUAAGCAAUGGAAAUCAUUUUUUUUCCAAAUCAAAUUUGAUUUAAUAGACCAUAAACUAAUCUUAUUUAAUAAUGAUUUUAUUUUUGAUUUGUUAACUGAAUUAGUUUGAACUCCAAACUGUGUAACCUACUGAGUUGCCUUCCUAACUAUGAAUAAGCCAUAUAGCCACCCGGAAGCAAUUAACCCUGCUGUAACUCAUGAAGCAGUAGUUCGCUCCGUAUCUCUCAUCUCCAUCACUAUAUCUUAUUUGUUCAGCGUAUUUAUUUGCUAAACUCAAGCUUAAAUUAAUGUUUAGUUAUUUAUUUUAAUUUCCCAGGACGCGUCAGUUGUUUCAUGUAGCUUAAAUUCAAAAACAAAAUGAAUUUACUUGCGUAGGAUAUGUUUAAAAAUCAGUUUUGAUAUGUUGUUGGGUGUGUAGAUUUCAGUGUGUGAAGAGGGGUUUGUUCUUUGGUUUGUUUUUUUAAAUCAUUUAAAUUGUUGUUUUUAAAUUAGUUUAACAUGUAUUGAUUUCUUAAACUUAAUAGGUUUCACAAAGCUUUUAACCCGUAUUGCUAUACCAAACAUACAUCUACCUGAAAGUGAUUUCUAUUUUUGUAGUUGCCCACCAACACACAUUUUUACUUUUUCAAUUGUGACUGACCGUGUCCUCCGACUCAAGAAGGUGGAGUUUCUUCUUGUAUAUUUGUAAAUGUUACACCUAAAGUUUACAAAUGGUUUUGUAUAGAAUUGAGAAUUUACCCACCCAGCAGAAAAAAAACACAUUUUCUCUAUUAAAUAGUUUGAAUAAAUAAUGA